Messenger RNA from Dromiciops gliroides (monito del monte), 2259 nucleotides. Its product is annotated as protein misato homolog 1-like. The record is from RefSeq and is a predicted model, not a curated record. Bases 716 to 2248 code for a protein of 510 amino acids. The transcript has 12 exons. NCBI's taxonomy places the organism in Eukaryota, Metazoa, Chordata, Mammalia, Microbiotheria, Microbiotheriidae. Gene Ontology annotation, cellular component: cytoplasm. Gene Ontology annotation, biological process: mitochondrion distribution.
CUGAUGCUUUAUCUACUGUGCCACCUAGCUUCCCUGAAUGUUAGGAUUUUUAAAAAAACUUUUCACUAUUGUCUGCAGAUGCCCCACAGUUAUUCUUCAUAGCAUUCAUGUUCAAUCCAGGGCAAUGAUUUGCCACAAAGGUUAGUUGGCCAAUACCUAAAGAGUAUCAGUACGAUCAUGGGAUUUAGAGGCAGGAAGGACCAUAGAGAUCCAGCUGCCAAGUGGACUGAGAUGUAGACAGAGGAUGUGCCUUACUUGCCCAGUAUCAAGGACUAUCAUGAGUAUCAUGGGUACUGUGCCACCACCCUGUACCACUACAAAAAAGGUGCUGAUCCACCUCUUUGGGGCUCUUUAUAUAUUUUUUAUAAUAAACCCUCUGACACUGCAGUGCCCCUGUCAGUGAAGAUGGAGUAUAGAAGUUCAGGGACAAGAUGAGGGAUAUAGAAGUUCAGGGACAGGGUUGCUUGUGACUGCAGUUCCAGCUGCUGGACUCAGCCCCUCAGGGCACCUGCGCUGGUUUAUCUCACCAGCUACUCACAAGAGACCAGACGAGGUCCCUUCUUAGGGUUGAACAGCUAACAAGUGGCAAGGUUGGAGCUCCUCAUACAGACUUCAGUGUUCAUUCCACUAGAUCAGCUGUCUGAGAAAGAUUCCUCAAGCAUUUUAGCAUGGAAAGAGGUUUGGAGUGAAGGGCACACAGGAGAAGGCAGCUGGGAUGCCCUUAGCUUCUUUGUUCCUUUGCCCUUUUCUCCCCACAGGCAGCCUGAGCUCCCUGAAACUAGAAGGUGGACUAUACCAAGACAAACACCUGGAUGCUGCUAUCGCUUGGCAAGGUAAACUCACUACCCACAAAGCCAAGAACCCCUUUCUACAAAACCUUCUGAGUGCAGAGGGAGUGAUGAGUAGUGAUGGCGUCUGGAGGGUCCAAGCAUUCCCCAGGGGUAAAGGUCUCCCACCACUUACCAAAGCCUUUUGCCCCACCCCAAAAUCACUAAUCCCUCCAGAGGGAAGCAUCAAGGUGUGGUCUGACUUCCUUCAUGUGCAGCUACACCCCAGAAGUAUCUGUAUCAUCCAGAAUUACAACCAUGAUGGAGAGGCAGGCCGUCUAGAGGACUUUGGCCAAGGUGAAAGCCUCUUAAGAGAGCCCACGUACCUGGAAGAGCUUGAGGACAGACUACACUUCUAUGUAGAAGAGUGUGACUACUUGCAGGGUUUCCAAGUCCUGUGUGACCUCCACGAUGGCUUCUCUGGCCUAGGAGCUAAAGCAACAGAGUUACUUCAGGAUGAGUAUGCUGGACGGGGAAUCCUGACUUGGGGCCUGCUGCCUGGCCCCUAUACCCUAGGGGAGCCCCAGAAAAACUUCUAUCGCCUCUUCAACACAGCCCUCGGCCUCGUGAACAUGGCGGCUCACAGCUCACUCGUCUGCCCGCUGUCCCUCGGGGGUGGCCUGGGGCUUCGGCCUGAGCCCCCAGUCACCUUCCCACAUCUUCGCUAUGAUGUCACACUGCCUUACCACAGCGGCGCCCUUCUGGCUACAGCUCUGGACACAAUCACUGUCCCCUACCGACUGUGUUCCUCCCCAAUUUCCAUGAUGCACCUGGCUGACAUGCUGAGCUUUUCCGGGAGAAAGGUGGUUACAGCUGGAGCCUCCAUCCCCUUCCCAGUGGCUCCUGGCCAUUCCCUUCCAGAUACCUUGGCCCAGUUUGGAAGUACCAUACCCUGGACUCCACUUUCUGCAUGUGGGGAGCCAAGUGGCACCCACUGCUUUGCACAAUCUGUGGUGCUUCGGGGUGUGGAUAAAAUACGGCAGACCAGUCAGCUCUCCCCAGGUACAUCACCAACUUCCCCACUUCAUGCCUGCACCAGUGGAGAGGAGGUACUGGCCCAGUAUUUACAGCAGCUGCAACCUGGGGUCCUGAGCUCUUCCCAGCUGCUCCUGAGUCCAUGCAGGGUUGUGCCUCCAUACCCCAGAUUCUUCUCCUCCCGACUCAACCAGCAGGGCUUGAUUCUGGAUGGCACCCACAAUGGGACAGCAGUGGAGACUAUCCCUGUGCUCGCAACACUGAGCUCCUCCUCACUGCUGCAUCGUGCCUUGGGCCGCUUGGCUGGGGAACUGGCCAACCUCGACUUGAGACGCUGGGCCAGUUUUCUAGCAGCAGGUGUGGAACAAGAUGACAUGGAGGAAACCAUACAGGAGCUGCACAACCUGGCCCAGUGUUACAAAGAUGGAGACAGCCUCAUAAACUGAACACCUUUCAU